AUGGCUGCUGUGACUCCAGAACAACUGCUCCUAGGUGAACUGACUUGUUUGGUGUGUCUAGAUUAUUUUAAAGACCCAGUGUCUCUACCUUGCGGGCACCAUUUCUGCCAGGCCUGCAUCGCUCAGUGCUGGAAGCGAUUGCGUAUAAAGUUCCCCUGUCCUGAGUGCAAAGAAAUCUUUUCCCAGAGAAGCUUCAAACCAAACAGACAGCUGAGGAAUAUCGUAGAAGCUUCCAGAAAGCUUACACAGGAGCCAGCAAAAGAACCAGAAGUUGGGACAGUGUGUGAAAAACACCAGAGGGCUUUAGAUGUCUUCUGCCAAGAGGAUCAAACGCCCAUUUGUGUGGUUUGCCACCUGUCCGGAGAUCACAAAGAACAUGCUGCAGUUGUCAUAGAGGAGGCUGCUGAGGAUUACAAGAACCAAAUUCGGAGCCGUUUGGAGAGUUUGAAGAAAGAGAGAGAAGAGAUUCUGUCAUUUAAACUGAGUGGGGAAGAUAAAAGCCAGGAACUGCUGCAACAGCUAAAAACUGGGAGGCAGAAAAUUGUGUCUGAAUUUCAGCAACUGUACCAGUUUUUGGAGGAACAAGAGCGAUUCCUGCUGGCCCAGUUGGAAGAGCUAAAUCAGGAAAUUGGAAAGAGGAGGGCUGAGUAUGUUGCCAAAUUAUCUGAGGAAAUAUCUUCUUUCAGUUCCUUGAUCAGUGAGAUGGAGCAGAAGAGCCAGCAGCCAGCGAGUGAAUUCCUGCAGGACAUCAAAGGCACCUUGAGCAGAUGCGAGAGGGAGAAGUUUCAGAACCCAGAGGCCUUCUCUUCUGAACUGAAAUGGAGAAUCUGGGAAUCGUCUCAAAGAAAUGCAUCUCUGGAGACCAUAAUGAAGAAAUUCAAAGACUCACUGUCGUCUAGAGAGCGGUUGGACAAAGCGAACGUGACCCUGGAUCCAGACACGGCCCAUCCCCGACUCAUCCUGUCUGCGGAUCGGAAAGGUGUGAGAUGGGGAAGACACACAAGGCAGGAUCUGCCCGACAACCCUGAGAGAUUUGACAGUUUGCGCUGUGUGCUGGGCUCUGAAGGAUUCACCUCUGGCAGACAUUAUUGGGAAGUGGGGAUGGAGGCGGGGGGAGUCUGGGGCAUGGGGGUGGCCAGAGAGUCUGUGAGCAGGAAGGGACGGAUCAGCUUUACCCCUGAGCAGGGGAUCUGGGCUGUGUGGUGCUGGGAGGAUCAGUACUGGGCUCCCACGUCCCCUGCGAAGAGCAUCCUCUUUUCCCCGAGCUGGGGACCCCGCAGGAUCCAGGUUUAUCUGGACUAUGAAGGGGGGCGGGUGGCGUUUUUUGAUGCUGGUACCGGGGACCCGAUGGUCACUUUCCCACCGGCCUCUUUCGCCGGGGAGAGAAUCCGCCCGAUCUUCUGGCCUGGUUCUAAUGUGCAGCUCACCCUGUGUCCCUGAGGUGCCCUGUCUGUGCCCACGAAACAGGCUCCUUUAGCCCCCCGCCCCCCGAUCUCUGUGACCUGGAGGACUCAGCCAGGCUGCCCCACACAGACAGGGCUGAAGGGGGCUGAUGCUCUACCCAUAGCUCUGUGGCUGUAGAGGUCUGUGGGAGGCUCUAGGCUGGGUCUCUGUGCUCCUAGGAGGCCAACUGGGGGGCGGUCCCACUAAGGAA
This is a messenger RNA of Gopherus flavomarginatus (Mexican gopher tortoise), 1654 nucleotides long. Its product is annotated as E3 ubiquitin-protein ligase TRIM7-like. The transcript has 7 exons. Lineage: Eukaryota; Metazoa; Chordata; Testudines; Testudinidae. The coding region runs from base 1 to 1440 and encodes 479 amino acids. The record is from RefSeq and is a predicted model, not a curated record. Gene Ontology annotation, molecular function: protein binding; zinc ion binding.